AUGGCCGAGCCUUCGAGCACGUUUAUUUGUCCAAUUACGCAUGAAUUAAUGAAUGAUCCAGUCAUUGAUCCCGAUGGCAAUAGUUACGAACGAAAAGCUAUUGAAGCUUGGCUCCACAGUCAUGGGACUUCACCCAUCACACGAGCACCACUUGCAGUUACCGAUCUUCGUCCUAACCGUGCCUUGAAAGCUGCAAUUAGUGAAUAUCGCAACUCGGUACAACCUAAAGAGCAAACUAAUCGUCAUUCUCAAGCAAAAGCAGUGCCUUAUGAAUUGACAGCAACAGGAAACUAUGCAAACGGCUUUGUUCAUAUUUCUAUUCAGCCACCGCCGGACACAACACGUUCUCCGUGUGACAUUUGUUGUGUCGUUGAUACAUCAGGCUCCAUGGCUGUUCAAGCAGAAAUUCAAAAUGACUCAAACGAGAAAUUCGGUUUAUCCCAAUUGGAUUUAGUCAAACACGCGUUGAAGACCAUCAUACACUCAUUGCUACCACAAGAUCGACUAUCAGUUGUUUCAUUUGCCAACAAUGCAACAGUUCUCUUUCAAUUGACUAAAAUGGAUGAAGAUGGGAAGUCAAGUGCUUUAGCAUCCUUGGCAAGAUUAGACGAUAAUGGCCAAACAAAUCUGUGGGAUGGUCUUCGAGCCGGUCUUGAUGUUUUGACCAAAGGUCAACGAGCAACUGGGGCUAAUGCAGCUCUUUUUCUUCUCACAGAUGGUUGUCCGAAUAUGGAGCCACCACGUGGUCAUUUACCAACAUUAGAAAAACUGAAGAAAAAGACAAAUUUUACCUGCACCGUGAACACAUUCGGUUUCGGAUAUGACUUAGACAGCAAGCUGCUCGAAGAUAUUGCCAUCCUGGGAAAUGCUGGCUCGUACGCAUUUAUCCCGGAUGGAUCAUUUGUCGGAACCAUUUUCGUUAACGCUGUCACUACAUUAUUAGCAACUGUUGCAACAAAUGUUCAUGUAUGUGUCGAUGGACAGCGUAUUGAAUCGUCGGAUUAUACACGAUGGUAUUCAACGGAGAAUACUGGCAGAUCUACAACUUUUGACAUGGGUUUGAUCACAUUUGGUCAAAGCAAGGAUUUACUUAUUCCUCUACCUCGUGAACUAUUGCGAGGUUGCAAAUUCUCCAUUGUCUAUGAUACAUUGCAAGAGAAACGAAAAGUAGCGCAGAUCGAUAUUAAUGAAAGUCAUAACCCAGAUGCUCUCCAUCGAAUAAAUCAACAAAAAUUUCGCCUUCAAGUGGUUCAUAACGUACGCGUUGUACUCGAAGAAAUGCGUAAAUUUCAGAAACAUUCUACUGCUGGAAGAGAAUCCCUUGAUGCAGCGCUGAAUCAAUUGAAAUCGUUAGAAAAUGAAAUGAGAACAUGUGAGGAUCGCGAUGAUGAAUAUAUCAAAGAUUUAUUAGCAGACUUAACAGGACAAGUUCAAGAAGCGAUUUCACGAGAUGAUUGGUUUGCGAAAUGGGGUGUUCAUUUCUUGCCUAGUUUAACUCGUGCGCAUCUUCUUCAGUAUUGUAACAAUUUUAAAGAUCCUGGUGUGCAACACUACGGUCGAGGUGCACUUUUCUCAGAAAUUCGCGAUGAUAUGGACUCGAUUUUCUGUGGCCUCCCUGCUCCAAAACCUUCGCAACAAACAGGUGCUCAAAUCGACAUGUCGGUUUUUAACAAUGCAUCUGGUGGAUGCUUCUAUGGUGCAUGUACAGUGCGUUUGAUGAAUGGUACAACAAAACUUGUACAAAAUGUUCAACCGGGUGAUUGUAUGGCACCUCAUGGUGGAAAAGUCACUUAUGUUGUGAAAACGAAAUGUCAUAAUGGAAAGACUUCAAUGGUUUCAUUAGACAACGGCCUCUUCAUCACUGCUUGGCAUCCGAUUCGUCUUGAUAAUCAAUGGUUAAUGCCAUGUUCGCUUGUAUCUAAUCCAGUUGAAAUAUGCUGUAACGAAAUUUAUAACUUUGCCCUCGAUGGAGGUCAUACGGUGCUAGUUAACAAUACUGAAUGUGUGACCUUAGGACACGGAUUUAAAGAGGAUAUUGUACGACAUGAUUACUAUGGAAGUGAGCGUGUUAUUGAGGAUUUAUGUCGACUAGAUCAUGAACAGAAUAGAUCUGGAAUUGUUGAAAUUACUGAACAAGCUUUAGUGCGUCAUGGACGAACUGGAAGAGUGCGUGGUUUACAAGGAAUUACUAAUCAAGAACAAAUAUCAGUUCAAUAA
Messenger RNA from Adineta ricciae, 2217 nucleotides. The record is from the annotation of a GenBank genome assembly. NCBI's taxonomy places the organism in Eukaryota, Metazoa, Rotifera, Eurotatoria, Adinetida, Adinetidae.